UAUAUAUAUAUAAUAAAAAAAUUGUGAUUUGAUAUCGCAAUACGUGCUCAAUUAGUGAAAACGUUCAUAAUGUCUAUAAGAAGUUUCGAUUACGGAAAAUUUCCCUUCAGCGAAACAUACAUAGACAUCGCGUAACUAGAAAGAAACUGAACGAAUUUAGCAAAACAAAAUGCGUAAAGCACUUUCUAGUAAACAUAGUGUCGAAGCGACGCUGGCUAUCUUGAAACCUGACGUUGCGAAUAACCCGUGGGCAGUGCAGAAUAUCACACAAACUAUACGGAAGAAAGACUUUGUUUUACUACAACAAACUCGUACGAGGUGGACCAAGAAUGAUGCGGAAAAAUUUUACGAAGCUCAUGCCGGUAGGUUUUUCCAUCGAAGAUUGGUGGAAAGUAUGACAAGUGGGCCAAUUAUAGCCCUUGUCCUUGCUAGGGUUAACGCAGUAGCUGAAUGGAGGGAUAUUAUUGGAGGAACUAAAGUGUGCAAAACAAAAUAUAUCCAACCAUAUUCAAUAAGAGGUGAAUUUGGUUUAAGUGACACCAGGAAUUCCGUCCAUGGCUCUGAUUCAAUGCAUUCAGCUGUGCAAGAAAUUAAUGCAUUUUUCCCAUCAUUUGAUGUAAUGGGGGAACUGGAAAAAUACAAACUUGGUAAAAGAAACAUUCAUGAAAAUGAAUCCUCCACAAAUAAUAAUGUCCUGUUGGGUUAUAACACAAGCAAAGAAUAUCAAGACAGGUUCAAUAGUCAACUUGGAUUGUUAGAUACAUGGAACAAAUUUUAUAACUCAUCUUGUAAAACUGUUGAGAAAGACUGGUUCAUUGGGUUCAAUGAGCUCAAACCAAAGUUGUUAGAAAUACUCGGUACAACUUCUAAAAAAUGUGUGGUUGAUAUAGGCUGUGGGACUUCUAGUGUUGGGCCAUUGUUGUCUAAACUAUUACAUAAUAAUGAUGUUUAUUGUGUGGACGGGGUGGAGAAGUGUUUAUUGAUGUUAAAACAACAAUACCCAGAUUAUGAUGUCACAUAUGUGGUUGCGAAUGUUUGUAAACAACUCCCAUUCGCGGAAAACAACGUUGAUUUGUUUAUUGACAAAGGAACUUUUGACUCAAUUAUUCGUCAAAAUAAUGGUGAACAAUUAUGCAAGGUUUAUAUGACAGAAUUAUUCCGUGUGUUAAAAUAUGGGGGGAAGAUCGUGCAAGUUACAACCGAUGAACCAGAACAAAGGUUGGAUAUUUUACAUCAAAUAUGCGGCGAUAGAGUUAAUAUUAGUUACGAGGAGAUUGAAAGUAAAGAAAACGGGAUUCCUGUUUUUAUUUAUAUCGUCCUGGGGACAUAAUGUCGUAUACAGUAUUUAAACAUAGAGAUCUUGUAUUAUAUUUUAAGAUCUCUGUGAAAAAAAAACUCAUUUACUUUUCAUUUUUUGCUGUGGUAACCUUUUCUUGAAAUAAAUUUUUUAUUAAUUUAAGUUUUAAUCAAUUUCUUCUACAACACCAUGAUUACAUUUAAUUGCAUCUAUUUCACCAGUUAUAUUUAUUAGAAAUUAAAAUAUUCCUAGUUGAAACAUUGAUUACUGUUUCAACACAUUUCCAAUGCA
Molecule: messenger RNA, 1588 nt
Organism: Ciona intestinalis (vase tunicate)
Lineage: Eukaryota; Metazoa; Chordata; Ascidiacea; Phlebobranchia; Cionidae
Biological process (GO): GTP biosynthetic process; CTP biosynthetic process; UTP biosynthetic process
Molecular function (GO): nucleoside diphosphate kinase activity; S-adenosylmethionine-dependent methyltransferase activity
Source: RefSeq, a predicted model, not a curated record